CGUCCAAAAGGGCGCGAUUCUCCAAACUGCGUUUGUUGUCUGUCAAACAACUACUGCUCAAAGCGAUGAGAAGUGGAUAUAAAAGAUAAUGAGACAGUUAUGUAUGUAAGGACGAAUUGUUUGAUACAGUGACCAGUCUACAUCAAAAUGAAUGAAGAGAACGUUGAGGAGGUGAAGUUGCUGGAAGACCACAUUGAGCGUCUUCAGGCAGAAGUUGCAAACCUGCAACGGCAAAGGCAGACCCACAAAGGCCUAAUUUUCCAUUUCAGUGAAACAAUGCAACAUGCCUUGUCACAUGUGUGUGGACGGACGCAACAAGAAACUGCAGAGGAGGUGUUGUCCAGUCUUAAGGAGGAGGUGAAGCACCUGGAGGAAGAUCUGCAGCGCCAGAGCCAGAUGAAUGGCAUCGAUAUAAACAGCUGCACUGUGGGCUUAGUGCAAGGAAGUAGUACUAAGUUGGUCCAGCAGAUGUGUGUCUCUGGUCGUUGCUCAGAGUUGGAGUUCCAGGUUGAGUUUCAGCUCUCGGAGGUCAAGGAAGGUGAGAAAUCAGAGAGGACCAUCAACAGCCUGAACGUGGUGAUGGAUGCCAGGGACCUUCAGAACUUCAGCAGCUUCGUCUCUGGGGUGGAGGAGAGCGGAGAUCUACUGUGUUUCUUCAGGACUCUCAGGACUUUCUCAGACCGGAUCGAUGAACGCCGCCAGACCUUCCAGCACUUUCAGGCCAAAUAUCCCACGGUUGUCUCUCUUCCCGGAGGCUGUCGGUCAGAGGUCAUGACCCUGCAUCAUCCCGAGCUUCCAGGCUGCGUCGUAUCAGUUCACUGGUCAGUGGAGGUCUCCAAGGAGGGCGGCGUCAUGCCAAAGGUCGACUUGCUGACAAAGAUCCCAGAGAAAGCCCAGCAACUGUUCCCCUCUCAAGCGCUAGGUGGUGCUGCUGAGGCCUUCCACAGCCUUUUGAGGCUUGUGGGACCUGAAGCAGCCUUGGAGUGCAUCAUCAGGGAGGUCGGCCUCCUCCAGGAGUCCUGAAGCAUCGUGGAAGUGAAUCGCCACAAAUGACACAUUUUUCUCUUACAAAGUUUUUAUUCAGUAGAAAGUCUGACUUGACAGCAGAGCUCAUUGGUUAAAAUCUACA
Molecule: messenger RNA, 1129 nt
Organism: Doryrhamphus excisus (bluestripe pipefish)
Lineage: Eukaryota; Metazoa; Chordata; Actinopteri; Syngnathiformes; Syngnathidae
Gene: cenpp
Product: centromere protein P
Biological process (GO): CENP-A containing chromatin assembly
Cellular component (GO): nucleus; chromosome, centromeric region
Source: RefSeq, a predicted model, not a curated record